GCGUGUGACUGUCAGAUCGUCAUUGGGUCAUUAACAUCUGGAGCAGAGAGGACAGCCGUCCUGUUUACACAUUGUUAAUGACAGAGAGGACCUUAUGACCAGAUAGAGGAAAGUGGGGGGGUGGAACUGAGACAGUUGAACAUUCAGCAUUCUGACCAAAGAGCCAACAGAAAUAAAGGACAGACAUGAAUUAGUUUGAGAAUUAUUCACAAUAUCCUUUAUUGGACACCAAGAAGACCUUGCAGUCAUGUCGGACAGUACGGGGGGCUGACCGGGAAAUUGGACACCAGUUAUUCAGGAGCUGAGAGAAAUGACCUCCUUCAAAGGGAACUUUGUCAGGAUUACUUUUAUAACAUUAAGUUACUUGUCCUGUACUUCUGCCUCAUAUAACCCUCACAGAACAGAACCAGGAACACUAAAGAAGCUUCAGUAUCUCCUUGAGCCACCUGUGCAGGUCGAGGUGGCCGGCCGAAGGGGAGAUAAUGUCACCUUGCCUUGCAUCCUCAGAGUCCAACCUAACCACUACAAGAUUAAAUGGACAAAGCUGGAGUCUGAGAACAACGGGCGUCAAAAUAUCAUAAUGAUAUCGAAUGCAAAUGCUUUUAAGCCCUACGGCCUGGUGGGACAGCGGGCUUCUCUCCAGAGGGCUCACACCAUGGACGCCUCCCUGAUGCUUAGGCAUCUUGAGCUGGGAGAUGAUGGCAGGUAUCGGUGUGAGCUGAUAAAUGGCAUCGAAGAUGAGAACAUUCUCAUUACUCUGAGGAUUGAAGGUGUGGUCUUCCCAUAUCAAAGUAAGCAUGGACGUUACAAAUUCAACUUCCAUGAAGCCAAGCAGGCUUGUGCUGAGCAAGAUGGUAAAUUAGCCACCUACAAUCAGCUUUACAAAGCUUGGACUGCAGGGUUGGACUGGUGCAAUGCAGGUUGGAUUCAUGAUGGAACAGUUCAUUAUCCAAUCGUUCAUCCACGACCGGUCUGUGGAGGAGAGUUGCCAGCUGGCAUUCGCAGUUAUGGGCCGAAAAAUAAGGACGAUGAUCGGUUCGAUGCUUUCUGCUUUACAUCUCAGAUAUCGGGCUCCGUCUACUACAUAUCAGGAUCCUUCUCCUAUGACCAGGCAGUGCUGGCCUGCAAGCGUCAGAGAUCAGAGUUGGCUUUGGUCGGCCAGCUUUAUGCUGCCUGGCGUUUCCAAAAAUAUGACCAAUGUAAUGGUGGCUGGCUGAGAGACGGCAGCGUACGAUUUCCCAUCAUCAACCCCAGGAAACACUGUGGAGGCAUCCCAGAGGCAGGGGUCCGCUCCUUUGGAUUCCCAAGCAAAACAACUCACCUCUAUGGAGCUUUUUGCUAUAGAUAACCCAUGUUACAAAGCAAAAGAAAUCAGUUUUUAUAGGACCUUGGCAUCCAAGAUUGAAAAUGGUUAAUAAAGAUAUUAGAAGCUGCUGAAAUAUAUGGUGUAACAAGAAGUAAAGCAAAAUAAGAAGGACAUAAAACAUUUAACAGUACAGAUGAACAAUCAACUUAGCCUCUAACAGCUACUUUACUGUUGCGGAAACCUUCCAGAGUUUCAAUGUAAAAUGUGUUUCUAUCCUUCUUCCUGUGAGUGUAAUAAAGGGGGAUCAAACUUA
Messenger RNA from Cyprinodon tularosa, 1619 nucleotides. RefSeq names its product hyaluronan and proteoglycan link protein 2 (gene hapln2). The record is from RefSeq and is a predicted model, not a curated record. Gene Ontology annotation, molecular function: hyaluronic acid binding. Gene Ontology annotation, biological process: cell adhesion. The transcript is spliced from 6 exons. Lineage: Eukaryota; Metazoa; Chordata; Actinopteri; Cyprinodontiformes; Cyprinodontidae. The coding region runs from base 311 to 1348 and encodes 345 amino acids.